This is a messenger RNA of Rotaria sp. Silwood1, 1491 nucleotides long. NCBI's taxonomy places the organism in Eukaryota, Metazoa, Rotifera, Eurotatoria, Philodinida, Philodinidae. The record is from the annotation of a GenBank genome assembly.
AUGUUCCACCAGCUUAGUGGAUAUCCAAACGUAUCAACUCUCGGUGCUACAUUUCGACGUGGCACUGGUGGCCAUGUUGUCAAUGCUUCCAAUGUAGGCGAUGUGACCCAGUCAAACUUCUCAGCAGCAGCUAUUAUCAGCAAUGAAGCUUUAAAUGGUGCUACAUCUCUCAAUAUGCUCAUUAUCGAUAAACCUACAACAUAUGAAAAUAUAGUUAAUUCAACGAAUAAAACUCUUGCAUCGUCAGUUAUUGUCAUGUCAAUCCGAAGAGAUAGUUCUGCAUCUGUGCCGAUGAAUAUUUCUCUUUAUUUUCAAGUUUUAGAAGAAUAUCGACCAAAUAUAAGAGCAGAUUACUUUUGUUCAUUUUAUGAUACAACUCAGUCGAAAUGGAAUGAAUCCGGUUGUACAAAACCUCGACAUAAUCCAACAUUUGAUCGAUAUGAAUGCAGUUGUAAUCAUUUAACUUCUUUUGCUCUUAUUUGGUUACCAAAACUACCUAUUACACGUCAUCUCAAUGCACAAGACAUUGCAUCUCUUAUAUUUCAAUCAAUAUCAAUUUGUUGCUUUUUAGCCAUCAUGAUUCAUGCUGUUCUUAUACGAAUUCGAGAUUCAAAAAUGAGCUUACAAACAUAUGAUUUACCACCAUUAAUCUCAUGUGGAAUAACAAUGAUUCUGUUUGUUUUUUACAUUGCUCUAGCAAUGACAGUUUAUACGAAAGAAACAUAUGAUGAUGAAAAACAAUGUUUUCUAAGUUCAAGUGUAUUGAUGUUUUUUGUUUAUUUCUUUUUAAUUUUCAUGUUUUGUGUCAAAACAAGUGUGGCAUAUUUUAAUUAUCUACGAUUUGUUCAUUUAUUUCCUCAACCAUCAUAUCGACGAUUGUUUAUAAUGCUUGUCAUUUCAUUUUUGAUUUCCAUUACAUGGGUAGCUUUUGCAGCUGGAUUUAAUUCUAAUUCAUUAUUUCAUAUUACUCAACUAUAUCCAUAUAAACUGUGUUGGUUUACUCGAGAUGUUAUUUAUUAUUUUCUAACGAUACCUGUUUGUCUAUUUCUUUUAAUCAAUAUAGUUAUAUUUAUUUUUGUAGCUUAUCAUGUACUAAAUCAUAUUCGAAAUUCAACAUCACCUCAUCAUUCAUAUGACAGAAUGAAACAAUGUGUACUCUUUUUACUUUUAUCAUGUGCAACUCAAGGUAUUGGUUGGCUUCUUGGUCCAUUUUUGACAAUUGCUACUCCAGACGCCGCCAAUGUUUUAGGAUGGUUUUUUAUUAUUUUUAAUGGACUAGAAGGUCUAUGGGUAAUAUUUAUCUAUUUAGUCGUUCGAUUACAACGAAUCGAUGAACAGAAACGUCUAAUAGCUGUGAGCGAAUUAAAGAAAACACAGAGAUCAAAAUCAGCAUCUCAUAAAUACAGAAAAUCUUUUGAAGAAGAUAAUGAAUGGGAUAAUUAUGGCAUAACAAGAGAAACUGAAAUUAAAUAUCGAAACACUAGAAAUUAA